CUCUUCCUUUUAGUACCUACUCCGCGUAAAUGUGUGUUGCUUAUGAGCGACACUGCCCACCCACGGAGCUCAUCAGCUCUCACCGGAGUGCGUGGAACUCAAGCCCCCGGCCCGGCCGCCGAAGAAUAGCCGUCGUUAAAUAUUCAUCCUCAGUUCCCGGUGGCACAUUUCUCCCUGCAGACCGACCCCUGCUGCUUUGAGCUCAUGCCAGACGAGCAGAAAAGGCGUGGAGCGGCGUGGGCAAUUAGGAUUAGGAAAAUGUAAAAAAAAGGGGAUUUUUUUUUUUGUCUUCCCUCUUCUUUUUUUUUACCUCUAGGCUUAGAGGAUGGGGAAACGUGACUACGGAGCACCGGUGACGUGAAAGUCUUCCUGAGGAGCCUUCAUGGGGGCCAGAUUUGAGCAGUGUGGAGCUGCGAAGAACAGGUGGAUUUCUUCUCAAACUAAUGGUGAACCCUCACAUAGUCCCAGUGGAAAAUCAUACAGUCACAUCUAAAGCAAGUAAUAUUUUAAAGGUCAACAUAAUUGAUUCUUGUACUGGGGGCAUGGUGUAACUGAUCAAAAUGCCUGGCAAGAAAGAUACUAAAAAGGACACCAAGAAAGGUGGGAAAGCCGAACCGGAGAAAAAAAAGGAGGAUGAGAAGAAAGCAAAAGAUGACAAAAAGGGUGGAAAGGAUGAGAAAAAGGGAGGAAAGGAUGACAAAAAGGGUGGAAAGGAUGAUAAGAAAGGGGUUAAGAAGGGAAAAGAGGAGCCAUCCAAAGGAAAAGAUAAUGGGAAAAAAGGAAAAGACAAAGGGAAAGGUAAAAAAGUGGAGUCAGAAGAGGAAGAGGAGGAGCUACUGAGUGAUGAAGAAGAGGAUGAUGAGUUCAGUGACGAAGAUGAUGAGGAAGAUUCAGAGGAUGACAAAAAGAGAAAAGGGAGAGGCGGCAAGGCAGGUAAAGACAAGAAAGGUGGGAAAUCUAGACGUGGUGACGACUCUGAAGACGAAGAUGAAGACUACGAUGAUGAAGAAGAGGAGGAUGAUGAAGAUGAAGCAGCUCACAGCAAAUCUAAAAAGAAAUCUAAAGAUGAUCGCCACCAUAAAGGAGGAAAAUCUGACGUGGAUGCAAAAAAGAAAAAAGGCAAAAAGGAGGAACCACCGCCUCCAGUUAAAGAAAUUCCAAAGAAAGGUCUGAAGAACAUGUCACAAAUGUUCAUGAAGUUUUCCGGCAUCAAAAGGCGCAAGAACAGUGUAAAGAAACUGAAAAGCACAUCACGUUUAUUCCUUGGUCUGGGAAGGAGGAAGAGCCGGCUUGCUAAGAAAAAACGGCGCAAGUCUAUGAUGAAAAACACCUCUCGGUUUAUGAUGAAAUUUAAAAGCAGCCAAAAGAAAAAAAAGGAGAAAGAGGCAAAAGAGAAGGCAGCAGCCAAUGGUGGGAAAAAACCAACAUACAUGUUACUUCGUCUCGGUGGAAAUUCAAACAAGAAAAAAGGGGGCUUCUUUAGAGGUCUAUUUAAAAAGCAAGAUGGCACCAGUGACGACUUCAAGAACAGUAGUGUGCUAUUAGGUAAGGUUGCUGCGGCGACUAAUUGGCUUACCAAACGAUUUCUGUCAAAAAAGAUGCAAGAAAACUCAAGGCAUCACGGUUUAGGGGAUCGUAGAGGAAAUGCACGGCAUUCCAGCUCCAGACGGUUUCUGCACGGUUACCACAACAAUGGUUAUGAGUUUGAGGAGGAAGAUUACGGUUACGACCACCAACAUGUAGUUGACCAGAACAGUUACAUGUAUGAAGAUGGCUAUGGUGAUUAUGGAGUUGAGUCAGUGCCAGGAUAUGGAAGACAGGGUCAGUAUGGUUACUUUGAGGAUGAGAUGGGAGGUGCAGACUAUCAAGAUCUAGGCUACUAUGAGGAAGAUGAACUAUAUGAUCCAAAUGGCGAAUAUUAUGAUAAUGGACUUUAUAAUUACAAUGACCCUUAUUCCUCCUCUCAAGGGUAUUAUGACACCCAGGAUGCGAAUUAUCAUGGGUACCAGCAACAACAAGCAGUGUAUGGUGAUGAAGCCCUGGACUACUAUUCUCAAAUGAAUAUGGGUCAUAUAUAUGGAGGGGAGAUGGGAGGAUUUCUCGAUCCUCAGACUCAUGUCUAUUAUGAUGAAAAUGGUCAGGGAGCUUACUAUGCAAAUGGCCAACUGGAUUACUCUGACACUGGGCAAGCAGUUUAUUAUGGGGAUCCUUAUACAACAACUAUGGGAAUGCAGGGAGGAUUUCAACCAGACUAUCAGCUUGGAUAUAACGAGAAUGGUAUGCAAUACCAAGACUUGAGCUCCCAGCACCCUACAUACCCAUUGGGAGGCCAACAGGUCUUUGGGUUUGAAGGGUCAGAUAUAGAUAAUGUAGAUAGCCUGAUGAAUCCACCUGGGGAUGGCUUUGGUGGAAUUCAGCAGGGAGACGUUACAUUUAGAGUUCCUAGACCUCAAGUGCGCCUGUUUGGAAAAGAGCGACUAGAUGUUCCUUUGCCUCCUCCACCUACUUUGCCUCCCGAUCCAGAGUUUGAAGACAUGUCAGAUAUCCAGUAUGAAGACCAGUUUCCUCUUGCACCUUAUCAAUUUGGAGAGAUGAUGUCAUUUCAGCAGCAAAUCCCAGUACCAGAGCAACACAUGCCUAUGUUUCCUGUUCAACAGCAACAAAUUAUGUCAACACAACAGGUAAUGUCCCCACAGCAGCAGCAGAUGAUGUUUCAACAAGAGAGUAGCAUGUUGCCUCAAAUGAUGCCUACACAGAUGUCACCACAACAGCAGAUGAUGUUUCAACAAGAGAGUAGCAUGUUGCCUCAAAUGAUGCCUACACAGAUGUCACCACAACAGCAGUUGAUGCCCCAGCAAAUUAUGUCACCACAGCAGCAGAUGAUGCCAGAGCAGUUGUUCCAACAGCAACCAAUGUCUCCACGACCAAUUUCGCCACAGAUGAUGACAGACCCAAUGAUGAUACCACAGCCCCAGGGUUACAACCUCCCUACAAUCCCAACACCAACAGCCAUGAUCAUUAAACAAGCAAGCAUGUCUCCUCUUCCUGCACGGCGCAUGCAACCAUCUCCAACUCCAUCUCGCCACUCUGUCAUCAUGCCAUCUCCACAAAUGCAACGACAUCCUGCUGCCAUGGGUUUGCCAUCACCCACCCCUGUGGUUGCACAAAGACAGAUCCCCUCCCCACAACCUUCUAUGAGGGGUGGGUUCAUUAAUGCUCAAAGACCUCAAUCUGUUUUGUCUAGGCAGAUUUCCCCUCCUGCUUCUCCUAUGGUGUCUCCAGUUCUCCAUCGGAGAGUGCAGCCUCGAAGGUCACCUUCUCCUCUGGCUCGAGCACCUUCACGCCCCCAUUCUCCCCAUGCCUCCAUAAUUCGUCGUAGUCCUCCACCUUUGGAGAUAGGACCAAUGAGGCAGCAUUCUCCCCCAACGUCACCCCGUGUUUCCAUGAGGAUGCGAACUCCCCAGCCAUCACCCACUCCUGCUCGUAGUCCAUUCGGAGGGAGAAAGAUGCAGGAAGCAUCUUCACCUCCCCUCUCCCCUGGUCUUGCAACCGGUCCUCGCUCUCCUCAGCUAAGUCGAAGGCCUUCACCAUCUCCUUCUCACCGAAGUUUAUCUCCUGCUGGGGCUCAACCAGCCCCAUCCUCUCCUACGCUUUCUCGUCGCUCAACUCGGCUGCUCAGGGACCCCACACCAUUAGCCAGGCCUAGGGCAUUAGGAAAUGUUCCUUUAGGUACUGUCAGGCCCUCCCCCAUGGGUCUUAGAGGGCGUCCAGUGCCCCCACCCACGCAGAAUGUGCGUCCAUUUCGUGCCUCUUCUGUAAGAAGUAAUAGAUCUUCUGUUCUUACCAUAGACUCCUCUCUUCACUCUUCUCCUUUCCAUUCACCUCUUAUGGGCCACCGCGUUCCCCUGGCGAGGAGAGAAUCUGGCCGUCCCCGUUUUCGUCCCAUUGCUCGAGGGCGUCCCCUUAGGGCCCAGCAGUCAUUAAGAAGCAUGCCUCCUCCCUCCCCGCAGCCCUCCCUUAAGCACAUGUCACGCAGUCCAUCCCCACGCUUCUCUCCUCGACUGAAUCGGCACUCCUAUGUGUCAGGUCCCUAUGCUGAUCCUUACACUGAGUCGUCUCAACAAUUUGUUGCCCCCUCUACUCCCAGGUUAUCUCGUGCUUUGCAAAACCAGUCAGUGAGAGAAGCAUCCUACAUUUCUCCACUUCAGAGACCUCAGUCUCCAUAUGCCUCAUCUGUACCGUCAUCUCCAUUGCUCUCUGGAGCCAUGAGAAAUAGUCAGGCAAUCAGAGGUGUGGCUUCUUAUCAAACGCCACAGUUACAAUCCCAGUAUGGACCAACUGUUGUUAUGCCAUAUGAUUACAUCUCUGAGCCUGGCCCAGCACCAUUGCUUCAAGAUGCACUGCAAAACCAAACUGGUUUAACACUACACCCUUACGCUGAUCUGUCACAACAAUUUGGUGGCCCUUCUUCUCCCAUGUUAUCCCGUUCUUUGCGUAGCAAAGGUAUUCGACCAGAUGCUUAUACAGCCCUUAGACCAGAGGCAAUCCAAAUGGAAGGCAUGGGUCAGAUGGCUCCAGAAUUAGUAGAACCUCAUGAUCCUACACUGCAGAGACCAAUGUCACCUUAUGAGCAGCCUUUGCUACCUCCUUCACAAAUGCUGUCUGGAGCUCUGCAAAAUCAAGCAGUGAGGGAAGCAUCCUAUAUUUCUCCGCUUCAGAGACCUCAGUCUCCAUAUGCCACAUCUGUACCGUCAUCUCCUUUGCUUUCUGGAGCCAUGAGACACAGUCAGGCAAUGAAAGGUGUGGCUUCUUAUCAAACCACACAGUUUCAAUCCAUGUAUGGACCAACUCCUGGUACACAAUACGAUUACAUUUCUGAGCCUGGCCAAGCACCAUUGCUUCAAGAUGCACUGCAAAACCAAACUGGUUUGCGUAAUAUGUCUGCUUUAAAAUCUCCUAUGAUGCAACGUCGGAAUCCUUAUGCCCCAGCUGGGCCUCAGCUCCACAGUGCUCUUCAGCAGAACCCAAAUCUCCGCCAGGCAUCCUUUCAGACACCUAUGCAACUCAGAAGGUCCUCAGUUGUACCUCAGUCACCCUCUUCUCCAAUGUUGGGUAGAGCUCUUCAGAACCCACAGGUGAUGCAGGCAUCAUACCGGCUUCCAGAGAGAACCUUGAUGAGUCCUUAUCCAAAUCCUCGAUCUUCACCAUUGCUUGGUCAUGCACUGCAAAACCAACAAGUCCGGAGUGCCUCAUACCUAAUGCCUGAUGGAUCAGUUAUCAGAGAUCCUCGUUUACUUCAGAUGCCAAUGUCACCUAACCUUUCUGGAGCUCUCCAAAACCAGCAUCUCAGGACAGCUUCAUAUACUCUUCGCGAUGGCACCAUUGUAGAUCCUAGACAAAAACCUCCUAUUUCCCCAAACCUUAGUAGGGCCUUGAACAACUCAGCCAUACGUGAAGCUUCAUAUUCCCUUCCUGAUGGUACCAUUGUGAUAGAUUCCAAAACGGAAAAGACACCCAACCUUACAGCAGCACUUCAGAACCCUUACCUGAAGAGUGCUUCAUACACCCUCCCAGAUGGCACUAUCAUCAUUGAUCCACGGAAACCUACCUCACCAAACCUGUCUAAUGCUCUUCAACAAUCGGCAUUGCGGAAUGCCUCAUUCACACUACCACAAGGAGUUCGGGACCCAAAUAUUCCAGUGUCACCAAAUCUGGCAAAGGCCCUAGGUAACCAAGCCUUGAGAGCUGCUUCGUACACCCUUCCAGAUGGAACUAUUAUUGUGGACCCGAGGAAGCCAAAGAGUCCAAAUCUAACAGCAGCCUUGCAGAAUCCAUAUCUAAAAGGCAUAUCUUAUGCUCUGCCUGAUGGAACCAUCAUCAUUGACCCAAGAAAACCAGCUGGCCCUAAUCUAUCCAAAGCUCUUCUGAACCAGAACGUUCGCACUGCAACGUACCAGCUCCCUGAUGGUUCUUUAGUUUUGCCUGGCCAGAAACCGUCCUCUCCAAACCUGGCUGCUGCUCUUAGGCAGAAUCGGGGACUCCGUUCUACUGAUCUGUACCAUCUCUCUGACACCUCCGUCUUGUCAGGUGUACCCAAACCUACCAGCCCCAAUGUUGCCUCUGCACUGCAGAAUGAUGAACUGCGUGGUGUCACUUACAGGCUUCCAGAUGGCUCUCUUCUCACACGUCGGUUCCACAAUCCAAAACUGUCCGAUGCCAUCCAAAACCAGCAGCUUCGUUAUGCUUCGUACACUGUGCCAACAGAACUUCAGGGGGAGGACCAUCGCUAUGCCGUGAUACCUCCGUACGGGCCGCGAUCGGGCCACUGGGCCAGGAACGUCAGAGGUGGAGAUGAAGGUGGGGACGAUGUUUGGGCAGCCGAGAGGGUUUUGCCGCAUGGGACGCUUCAGAAUUUGUCAAAAUGGUCCAUGUACAAAGAAGAUGGGGUAAUGGAUGGAUAUUCGCCAAGCCCUCGGGUUGCGGACAAACAGCCUCAGAACCUAGAGUGGACUCCUGGCAGAGCUAGAGUACCAGGCCAAAGCUGGUAUGACAAGAUCUAUUCCAUAAUAAGCAUGCCCACAACAGGCCACAGAGUUGUACGCUGGGCAGAGGGAAUGGAAGACAUGACUCAGCUCCCGUAAGCACAAUUCAAACCCAAUAUAAAUGUUGCGCAUUUACUCCUGUUACACUCUUUUAACCAUUAUGUAAUUUGAAAAAGCCAUAGCCUUUAAGUUUCAUCAAGCAUUAAUUUACUGUGUGUGACCCACUUCAGUAGGAGCUUAUUUG
This is a messenger RNA of Fundulus heteroclitus (mummichog), 6786 nucleotides long. RefSeq lists its product as uncharacterized. Lineage: Eukaryota; Metazoa; Chordata; Actinopteri; Cyprinodontiformes; Fundulidae. The record is from RefSeq and is a predicted model, not a curated record. The coding region runs from base 561 to 6641 and encodes 2026 amino acids. Gene Ontology annotation, molecular function: protein binding. The transcript is spliced from 10 exons.